Molecule: messenger RNA, 1611 nt
Organism: Arabidopsis arenosa
Lineage: Eukaryota; Viridiplantae; Streptophyta; Magnoliopsida; Brassicales; Brassicaceae
Source: the annotation of a GenBank genome assembly
AACAAGAAAUCACUGUCUCAAGCGUUACAAACGCCACCAGCAUAAUCGUGGAAGGAGUUAUGUUGAUGACGCCGAGAGGAAGAGCCGUGUGGGAACCUGAAAACCACAAAAUAUUUGUGGACUUAUGCGUUGAGCAAAGGAUGUUGGGAAAUCGACCUGGAUUGCAUCAUAUGUGGGAACCUUUUCAACAAAGGACGGGCGGGGUGUUCACCCAAGUCCAGCUUAGGAAUCAUUGGGAUACAAUGUUGAGACAGUGGAAGAUAUGGUGUAGACUUGUUCAAUGCAGUGAUAUGAAAUGGGAUCCCAAGACAAAGACGUUUGGUGCCAGUGAUCAAGAUUGGAACAACUAUUUUGUGGUGCAUCCUGAGGCUGACCAGUAUCGGUUUCGGUUGACUCCUCCGUCGUGGUUCAAGGACCUAAAGAUUAUCUUUGAAGGUACUAACUUCGAUGAUGAAGGUACUUCAUGUGGCAAAAGGAAGCGAAUUCCUGAUGAAGCUACUGACACUGGAGAUGAAGAUAUCACGAUUCCGCGGUUGAAAGCAUUUAAAGCAUAUUGGUCAUCGUCCUCACAUGAGCUGUUUCUUGAUUUGUUGGUCAAAGAGUCUUUAAGAGGAAACACAACCAGACGUAACUCAUACUAUCCCAAGGAAACUUGGAACAUGAUGGUUGAGUCGUUCAACCAGAAGACAGGACUAGGCUACACAAGAGAGCAGCUCAAAAACCGCUGGAAUGUUACCAGGGAUGCUUGGAAGCUCUGGUGCCAAGCUAUUGGCUCUCCGCUAUUGAAGUGGGAUGCCAACACCAAUACCUUUGGCGCUACGUCAGAGGACUGGGAAAACUACUCCAAGGAAAAUAAGAAAGCUGAAGUAUUCAGAUUGAAACAUAUUCCUCACGCUGAUAAACUAGCAAUCAUCUUCAAAGGACAUAUUGAACCUGGAAAAGUCGCUACACGUCCUUACCGCAAGAGAGUGAUCAAUCAUCAUUCCGAAGCACCACAUGACCCAGCUCCUUCAUCAGCACUCAACAUAAACGAGCCAGUGGUCACAGGAAGUGAAGGUGGAGCUGGUGAUGUUGACACAGUGAUCGAUGAAUCACCACAGGACCCAGCUCCAAUAUCAACACUCUACACAAACGAGCUAGUCACAGGAAAUGAAGGUGGAGCUGAUGAUGAUGGCGAUGAUGAGCCUACUCUGCAUCACGGGAUAUUUAACGGUGUUGGUGUUGCGGAGUCACAAGAUGUUGAAACUGCUGUAACUCCGGCGCCGUGUCACAGGUUCAAUAUCGAGCUGGUGGAGAAGAUUCCAGCGACUGCAUCGGUUAAGGAGUACGAGUUUACCAUUGGGGAAUGCAUGAAGUGUUUGGACGCCAUGGAAGAGGUUGAGAAAGGUAGUGAUCUUUACAUGUUUGCGUUGGAUUUGUUUGUGAAGAAAGAGUACAGAGAGAUCUUCUUGCUGUUGAAGACCUCAAGUUUGAGAAUGUCUUGGCUGCUUAGACGUCAUUCUGGUGGCUCUACCAUUGCUGCCUAAGAUCCUCUUAUCCUCCUUGACUUCUCCUUAUGUCUUAUUAUGCUUAAAACUCUAUUUCUCUUUUCAAGAAAACAGUUUAUGUUAU